Messenger RNA from Rhizoctonia solani, 1035 nucleotides. RefSeq names its product eukaryotic translation initiation factor 5. Gene Ontology annotation, molecular function: translation initiation factor binding; mRNA binding; translation initiation factor activity. Gene Ontology annotation, biological process: formation of cytoplasmic translation initiation complex; formation of translation preinitiation complex; translational initiation. The record is from RefSeq and is a predicted model, not a curated record. Gene Ontology annotation, cellular component: eukaryotic translation initiation factor 2 complex. The transcript has 6 exons. NCBI's taxonomy places the organism in Eukaryota, Fungi, Basidiomycota, Agaricomycetes, Cantharellales, Ceratobasidiaceae. The coding region runs from base 1 to 1035 and encodes 344 amino acids.
AUGGCCAGCGAAGAGCCUCUAUUUGAUCCCUCCCUCAAAAAGCGCAAGAAGAAAAAGGUUAAUUUUGAUGAAGAUCCCCUCGGUGCAGAUGCUGCUCCCGCUGAGCCCGAAACCCCUGCGGUUCCACCUCCUGCCGAGACCAGGCCUGCUGCUCCGAUACUAAAGGAAAGCGAACCGCCAAAGGAAGAUGACUUGGACGCGAUGUUUGGUGAUUUGAAGAAAAAGAAAAAGAAAAAGGAAAUUCCCUUGGAUCUUGAACUGGCAAGUCGAGCCAGGCGUGCCCCUGCUUCUGGAGGCGCGACCCCGGCUACUGGUGGAGGUGAUGAUCUAGGAGAGUUUGCAGGGAUCAAGAAGAAGAGCAAGAGUAAGAAAGCUGCGUUCGAUUUGGAGGCGUUUGAGAAAGAGUUGGCAGAGUCCAAAGCCAAGGAAGGAGAAGAUGACGAAGAUGACGGUCCAGUACCUGACGUGGAUGAAGGUGACCUUGGAGAAGAUGUGUUUGCUCAACCUGCUCCAGAGGGUGGUGCGCAAGUCGAGACUUGGCACGGAACCGACAGGGACUACACUUAUCCCGAGCUCCUUGGCAGAUUCUACCAAAUCCUUCGUGCCCAGAACCCUGAACUUGCAGGAGAAAAGAGGAGAUACACAAUUGUCCCUCCGAGUGUUCACCGAGAUGGAAACAAGAAGACUGUGUUUGCCAAUAUUAGCGAAAUUUGCAAGAGGAUGCAUCGGCAGCCGGACCAUGUAAUUCAAUUCUUAUUUGCUGAAUUGGGAACAACUGGAUCGGUCGAUGGAUCACAACGCUUAGUUAUUAAGGGUCGAUUCCAGCCAAAGCAGCUAGAAAAUGUGUUGAGGCGUUACAUUGUCGAAUAUGUUACCUGCAAAACAUGUAAAUCACCCGAUACCAUUCUGACGAAAGAAAACCGUAUCUACUUCAUGUCCUGCGAGUCAUGCGGGUCUCGGCGUUCAGUCAGCGCGAUCAAAGCUGGUUUCCAGGCCCAGGUUGGGAAGCGCAGUCGUACCAAGGCUGCGGCAUAG